Molecule: messenger RNA, 489 nt
Organism: Zophobas morio
Lineage: Eukaryota; Metazoa; Arthropoda; Insecta; Coleoptera; Tenebrionidae
Product: small ribosomal subunit protein uS12-like
Exons: 4
Coding region: 15-446 (143 amino acids)
Biological process (GO): translation
Cellular component (GO): cytosolic small ribosomal subunit; ribosome
Molecular function (GO): structural constituent of ribosome
Source: RefSeq, a predicted model, not a curated record
UUCCUCUCGCAGCGAUGGGUAAACCCAGAGGUAUUCGAACAGGCCGUAAGUUAAAAAAUAUUCGUCGUAAAAAUCGUUGGCAUGAUAAGGACUAUAAAAAAAGAAAUCAGUUAUCGACUUUAAAAGCCAACCCAUUUGAUGGUGCUUCCCAUGCCAAAGGCAUAGUUGUAGACAAAAUAGGAGUUGAGGCUAAGCAGCCCAAUUCAGCAAUCAGGAAAUGCGUCCGAGUCCACCUGAUCAAAAAUGGAAAGAAAAUCACUGCCUUUGUGCCUAACGACGGUUGCUUAGAGUAUCUGGAUGAUAACGAUAACGUGUUAGUCGCGGGUUUCGGGCGUUCUGGUCACGCUGUGGGUGAUCUUCCUGGCGUACGUUUUAAGGUCGUUAAAGUGGCUGGAGUCUCCUUAAAAGCGCUAUACCUGGGAAAGAAAGAAAAACCUCGGAACUAAGAGCUUUCUUUAUAAAUCAUAAAUAAUAAACACUUAUUUCAGA